Coffea eugenioides is the source of this 2628-nucleotide messenger RNA. RefSeq names its product putative late blight resistance protein homolog R1B-17. The coding region runs from base 1 to 2628 and encodes 875 amino acids. Gene Ontology annotation, molecular function: ADP binding. NCBI's taxonomy places the organism in Eukaryota, Viridiplantae, Streptophyta, Magnoliopsida, Gentianales, Rubiaceae. The transcript has a single exon. Gene Ontology annotation, biological process: defense response to other organism. The record is from RefSeq and is a predicted model, not a curated record.
AUGGAUGAAGCUAAGAUUCUUGUGGACUUGCUACUUGAGGACCUUGAAUUGGCACUGAGAGAUAACUCAUAUUCGGUCCUUUCUGGAGAGAGUCCAAUGGUGAUUUCACUCUAUGAAGAUCUCAAAAUCAUAAAAUCUUUUCUGGAAAGAAUUCAACAUGCCCCCAUUGAUCAAAAGCAACUCCAAUCUUUCUUUGUCACAGAGAUUAGAGAUGUGGUCUUGAAGAUGUUGGUGGAUGUUGACUCUUAUAUCGUCAAUACUUUCACAAAGAAUGAAGGAAAUUUUGGAACGGAGAUUGGCAGUCUCUUUCAGCUUUCACCUGAGCUUUCCUUUCGAGCAAAACAGAUUGACUUGUACAAGAAAGAGAUUUUGGAAAUUCACAAUGAUGCCUUAAUUGGUCCCUCUGUGACAACAAUCAAAGAUGUUGGAGAAGUUUCAUUGAAAACCAGGAGCAGAACUCUCAGCUUUCUAAUGGAAGAAAAGAUGGUAGGCUUUCAGGAUGAGGCAACUGCACUACUGGACAGGCUUACUGGCGGGGAACAGAUGCAGCUUGAAGUGAUUUCCAUUGUUGGGAUGGGAGGAAUUGGCAAGACAAAAUUGGCAAAAAGAUUGUACACUGAUCCAGUUGUUGUUCAUCACUUCCAUGUACGUGGAUGGGCAACCACUAGUGAUAGUGGUCUACUUGAGGUAAACAAUAUAUUGCAGGACAUCUUAAGUUGCAUUAUCAAUGCCAAAGAAAACGUAAAUAAAAUGACUUACAAGCAAAUGGAAGAGAAGUUAAUGAACUGUUUAAAGGGGAAGAGAUAUUUGAUUGUGAUUGAUGGUUUAAGGAACUGGGAUCCAUUUUCUCUGAGGGGCUUUGGUAGAUUCUUCCCAAAUGAUUGUGCUGGUAGUAAAAUUUUGUUGACUAGCAGGACCAAAGAAGUAGUUUUGAGAUUGAACCCAAGCAGCCCCCUUCAUUUUUUGCGCUAUUUAAGCCAUAGUGAGAGUUGGAGAUUAUUUGAGAGUAAAGUAUUUACCAAUACGAGAUGUCCCCUUGAGUUGAUGGAAGUAGGAAAGGAAAUUCUUUCAAAGUGCUGUGGACUCCCACUUUCAAUUGUUGUUUUAGCUGGAGUUCUACAGAAAGAUAUCUCGCGAGAGUGGUGGAUGCAUAUUGCUGAAGAUAUGACUUCAGCUGUUGGGGGUGAAGAAGAACAACUCAUGCAUAUUUUAGCCAUUGGUUAUGAGCACUUGCCUGACUGGUUGAAACCAUGCUUUCUUCAUCUAGGAUCAUUUCCUAAAGGCUAUGAAAUCCCUGUCAAGAAAUUAGUCCGGUCAUGGACUGCUGGGAGAUUCAUAAAGCAUAAUGGAGAAAAGAAAACGGAAGAUGUAGCAGACGAUUAUCUGUCGUAUCUAGUUGACAGAAGUCUAGUUAUAGUUUCCAAGAGAAGAUCCAAUGGUGGGAUAAAGACUUGCUAUAUCCAUGAUUUCUUGUGGGAUUUAUGUCUGAAGAAAGCUAAGGAUAACAUGCUUCUGAGGCCAAUUUGUAUUUAUGAACAAACUUCUCUUUUCUCAACUGCUCAGUUAACUUUUCUUCUCUACCAUGCUCAAGGUGUACCAGAUCUAGAUCCACCUUAUCAUUUCUUUGAUUCUCUGAAAGACUUGAGGAUAAGUUUUCCUAAGACGGAAUCAUUAGUGACAAAACUUCUCAUAGUGUUGGAUUUAGAAAACAUCAUCCUACAAGUCUUUCCUCUAGAGAUAUUAGUGAUGGUUCAUUUGAAGUACUUGUCACUUAAUAUUCCUUCCCUGAGGAAGCUUCCACUCCUGUGUAACUUUUGGAACCUGGAAACCUUCAUUCUUGUCACAGAAAAGGGGGCAACGGUCACCUUACCACAUGACAUUUGGAAAAUGGUAAACCUAAGGCAUUUGCACAUUUCAGGGGAGCUGGAAUUUGAAAGAGCCUGUUCAAGUUCUUCAAGUCCCUUUAUGCUGGACAAUCUGCAAACCAUUUCUCAGUUAUGUCCUUCAAGUUGUAUCAAGGAUAUAUUGGCAAAGAUGCCCAAUCUAGUAAACUUAGGAUGCAAUCUAUCUUUUUCAAACACUGCUAAAGAUUUUCUGUUCCCUGAUCUUUCCAUUUUAAAACUACUGGAAACAUUAAAAUUUGAUAUUCAAACAUGGGGAACACUACAGUUCUGUUACAGUAGUCCUCAACCAACUUCAUUUCCUCCAAGCUUGAAGAAGCUGACUCUGAUAGGUAGUCUGGAUUGGAAAGAGAUGUCAACCAUUGGGAGGUUGCCAAACUUAGAAGUUCUAAAAGUGAAAAACAAUUUCUUCAAUGGACAGCAAUGGGAAACUAGUGAUGAGGGGUUUCAUCAUCUCAAAUUCUUGAAACUUUCACAUACAAAUCUUCAACGCUGGUUUGCCUCGAGUAGCAGCUUCCCUUGCCUCGAGCACUUGGUGCUGCAUAGAUGUCUAGUACUGGAGGAAAUACCACCUAGCAUUGGAGAUAUCCAAACUCUGCAGAUGAUUGAGGUCAGUCAUUCAUCACCAGCUGCAGCAGAUUCUGUUUGGCAAAUUCAAGAAUCACAGAAGUAUAUGGGUAAUUUUGAACUCAAGGUCUUUACUCAACCCCUCUGUGAAGUGGAAUAG